Messenger RNA from Catharus ustulatus (Swainson's thrush), 1190 nucleotides. RefSeq names its product family with sequence similarity 204 member A (gene FAM204A). The coding region runs from base 185 to 883 and encodes 232 amino acids. The record is from RefSeq and is a predicted model, not a curated record. NCBI's taxonomy places the organism in Eukaryota, Metazoa, Chordata, Aves, Passeriformes, Turdidae. The transcript has 8 exons.
GUUCCUGCCGCGGCCCGGCGAAGGGAGCCGGCUGUGCUGUCCCGGGAAGUUGCCCCUGUGGAGGCACGGGAUGCGUUUGCUGCAGUGUCGCCCUUAAAUUGAAAGCUGUGGUUUUUGUGUUGGGAUGGGUGACCUGGUAUCUUUGCACUGACUUGAAAUAGUUUGGACUUAUUUAAACUGGAAGAUGUGGAGUGGCUUGUUACCUCCUGGCCUGAAUGAAAGUGAUGUUGAUCUAAGUUCUGAUGAUGGAGAUGAAACAACUGAUUCCUGCUCAAAAGAAGAUACUGAAAGACUUCAGGGGACUGGACAGGAGAGUAAUGCCAGCAGUGAACCUGUUGUACCAGUGACAGAUGGAGAAGGUGAAUCCCAAACGUGCCCUCCUGGAGUUUCUGUAAAUAUCUGGAAUAAAUUUGUGGAGCUUCAGAAGAAACACCGUGAAAUGAAAAUGCAAGUAAAAGAGGAAAACAGAUGUCGAAAACGAAAGCGCCACCGAAAAGCAAAACAGAGAAAGACCGAUGAAGUGGCUAAGAGUAGUCAGCAGUUGGAAAAUGAAGACAAAUGGAAAGAACUUACACAAUACUUUGGAAUCAAUGAUAGAUUUGAAACACCUGUGUACAGCAGGGCUCCACAAAAGUCUGGCCUUGAACUGAGCAUAGAGAAGUGUGUGGCUGAAGGUGACAUUGCCAAGGCUGAGGAGCUGAGUGACAGAUUAGCCAUUCGUGAGCUUGGUGUGAAAAUUGCCAAAGCUGCCGCUUGCCGCAACUUUGUAAAAGCCAAGCAAGAAGCAGAGGCUGCCCAAGAAGCUCAAAAGAAAAAGAAGCUUGCUUGGGGAUUUGAAGCCAAGAAAAGAUGGGAAACAAAAAGCAACAUGGGAUACAUGUAAUCCAUCCUGUUUGCCUCAGGAGUCAAAUACCUGUUGUUGCUUGAAGAAUUUUUGUGGGCAGCUUAUUAAAUCUAAACAUAAAAUCCCCAAAACAAAACAUCAAAUGCCUUGUAUUUAUCUUAAUGAUUUUAAACUGCACUAUCUUAUUUUGGCACUCUCUUGUAAAUAAUACAGCAAAAAUUCUAUCUAAAUGUCAAUACUGUUUUAAAUUUUCCUCCUAUAUAUGAAACCUAAAGAUAAUGCAUUUCAGGAUGAAUGUGGAGUCUGGUAGAGAGCUCUGAAGUUGAAAUAAAAUCCUUGGUCCAAA